Morus notabilis is the source of this 900-nucleotide messenger RNA. Its product is annotated as reactive Intermediate Deaminase A, chloroplastic. The coding region runs from base 114 to 677 and encodes 187 amino acids. The transcript has 6 exons. Gene Ontology annotation, cellular component: cytosol. Gene Ontology annotation, molecular function: deaminase activity. NCBI's taxonomy places the organism in Eukaryota, Viridiplantae, Streptophyta, Magnoliopsida, Rosales, Moraceae. The record is from RefSeq and is a predicted model, not a curated record.
CCACAAGCGACAGUUGUGAGACUGUGAGUAGAGAGAGAGAGAGAGAGAGAGAGAGAGAGUCAGUCAGCAGAAACCAAAGUGUAGAGAGAGAAACAAGAGAGAGAGAGAGAGAAAUGGCGUGGUGCGCAGCUCGGACGUUCAACAUGCCGGCGGCGGAGAUGGGCGCACUGCGCGGCCGGACUCCGUUAGCCGCGGCGGGCGUGGGCUGCGCCUCCCUCGCCGGCUCAACCCUCUGGCGAUCCUCUUCCUCCAAGCGCUCUGCGCCCUUCGCUUGCCUCGGCAUUUCCACCGAUUCUCGCAGUAAAGAAGCUGUUAAAACAGAAAAGGCUCCCGCGGCAUUGGGACCUUAUUCCCAAGCUAUCAAAGCUAACAACUUUCUCUAUGUUUCUGGUGUCCUUGGCCUUAUUCCAGAGACUGGGAAAUUCAUAUCGGAUAACGUUGAAGAUCAAACCGAGCAGGUCCUCAAGAAUAUGGGGGAAAUUCUUAAAGCUGGUGGUGCCAGCUAUUCUUCUGUGGUCAAAACAACAAUUAUGUUGGCUGACUUGAAAGACUUCAAGAAAGUUAAUGAGAUCUAUGCUAAAUAUUUUCCUUCGCCUGCCCCAGCUCGUUCAACAUAUCAAGUAGCAGCAUUACCGUUGGACGCCAAGAUCGAAAUCGAGUGCAUUGCAGCACUGUAAUAGCCUCCUAAAACUCGGCUCACUGCUUCUCACCAACUAUUUUGAGUUAAUAACGUGGGAGGGGAAUGUCAUAUCCAAGAAUCUCUGUUAAAACUUUCUUUUCAUUGACAUUGUUGUUGGUUGCAAUUUCAUCACUGUAAUUUGCUGAUCAAAAUGGAGAAAGCAGUUGGCUGUUUUUUGGUUCGAAAGCUGUGGUUGUUGUAACAUUACGAGUAGUUCUUAA